UCUUAAGAUCCUCUAUCCCACGAGCACACACGCAUUAUCGCGCAGAAAAACACAAUUUCAGUGAAUUAUUGGAGAUGGCGACGCCGAUGGUAGAAGAUAGCAACUUCGAGGAUGAUCAGCUCUCUUCAAUGUCCACGGAUGACAUUAUUCGGGCCUCCCGCCUCCUCGAUAACGAAAUCCGGAUCCUCAAGGAAGAGUCGCAGAGAACGACUAUGGAGUUAGAUUCAAUCAAGGACAAGAUAAAGGAAAAUCAAGAGAAAAUUAAGCUCAACAAGCAGCUUCCUUACUUGGUCGGGAAUAUUGUUGAGAUAUUGGAAAUGAACCCUGAGGAUGAGGCUGAGGAAGAUGGUGCAAAUAUUGAUCUUGACUCACAAAGGAAGGGUAAAUGUGUUGUGCUAAAAACAUCUACUCGUCAGACUAUUUUCCUGCCUGUGGUGGGUCUUGUUGACCCUGAUCAAUUGAAGCCUGGUGACUUAGUCGGAGUAAACAAAGAUAGUUACUUGAUCUUGGAUACUUUGCCUUCUGAGUAUGAUUCUCGAGUUAAGGCUAUGGAGGUUGAUGAGAAACCAACUGAAGACUAUAAUGACAUUGGAGGCCUAGAGAAACAGAUUCAAGAACUAGUUGAGGCUAUUGUGUUGCCUAUGACACACCAAGAACGAUUUCAAAAAUUAGGAGUUCGUCCCCCAAAAGGUGUUCUUUUGUAUGGGCCACCUGGAACAGGGAAAACCCUGAUGGCCCGUGCAUGUGCUGCGCAAACAAAUGCUACUUUUCUUAAGCUGGCAGGUCCGCAGCUUGUACAGAUGUUCAUUGGAGAUGGAGCAAAACUUGUUCGUGAUGCUUUUCAACUUGCAAAAGAAAAAUCUCCUUGCAUCAUAUUUAUUGAUGAGAUUGAUGCUAUUGGCACAAAGCGAUUUGACAGUGAAGUUAGUGGGGACAGAGAGGUGCAGCGGACUAUGCUAGAGCUGCUCAAUCAGUUGGAUGGUUUUAGCAGUGAUGAUCAGAUAAAGGUGAUAGCGGCAACAAAUCGAGCGGAUAUCCUAGACCCUGCCUUAAUGAGGUCUGGUCGCUUAGAUCGUAAAAUUGAGUUUCCCCAUCCUACCGAGGAAGCUCGGGCUAGGAUCUUGCAGAUUCAUUCCAGAAAGAUGAAUGUUCAUCCAGAUGUCAAUUUUGAGGAGCUUGCCCGUUCAACAGAUGACUUCAAUGGGGCACAACUGAAAGCUGUUUGUGUGGAAGCAGGCAUGCUAGCACUCCGACGGGAUGCCACUGAGGUAAACCAUGAAGAUUUUAAUGAAGGUAUUAUCCAAGUUCAAGCAAAAAAGAAAGCGAGCUUGAACUACUAUGCAUAGGAUUUUACUUGGCCUCGAGGUUCAAAGUUGAGAGACAAAAUAACUAUUGGUAAGAAGCGUCAAACUGCAAAUGCACUGCUUUGUAGAUUCCCAAUUGUUCGGAAGUUAAACUGGGAGGCUUUCUACCCCAUUCUCCUGCACCAUAUACUAUCCCUGCUUCCGUUUUCCCCGAAAAGGAAAAUAUUAAAAAACAGAGAAUUCAGAAGUUUCAGUAGGCCGACUACAUUUUAGUUUACUUGAUUCCGUCUGCAUCACGUUUAGCUUAAAUGUACUUGUGGUUUUUUAUGUGAGCUUUCCAGGAAAUGAAGAACUAUGUUAAACUAUUGGAACACUGAAAAUGGAAUUUGUCAUGUGUUUUACGGUUUAUUUUCCUGUGGAAAGUAUGCUUUGUUUUACAUUAACGAAGAGAAUUCUCUCCUGUUAUAUUGGAGUUCUUUCUAAAAUA
Molecule: messenger RNA, 1791 nt
Organism: Olea europaea var. sylvestris
Lineage: Eukaryota; Viridiplantae; Streptophyta; Magnoliopsida; Lamiales; Oleaceae
Product: 26S proteasome regulatory subunit 6A homolog
Exons: 10
Coding region: 75-1346 (423 amino acids)
Biological process (GO): proteasome-mediated ubiquitin-dependent protein catabolic process
Cellular component (GO): proteasome regulatory particle, base subcomplex
Molecular function (GO): ATP binding; proteasome-activating activity; ATP hydrolysis activity
Source: RefSeq, a predicted model, not a curated record